Messenger RNA from Parnassius apollo (apollo), 3669 nucleotides. The record is from the annotation of a GenBank genome assembly. NCBI's taxonomy places the organism in Eukaryota, Metazoa, Arthropoda, Insecta, Lepidoptera, Papilionidae.
AUGAAAACGCUGGCUGUGGUGACGUCGCUAAUAGGUCUCAUUUUCUUAGGUCCAGCUCAAGGCGGCAUUAACGAUGAUUAUGUAGGCAGCGGGGAAGCGCCGUAUAUCAUAGAACAGCCCGUAGACGUCACCGUAGCGAGGCAUCAGCCUGCCACAUUAAACUGCAGAGCUGGUGGUUCACCUUCACCGACAAUAAGAUGGUACAAAAGUGGAACGCUAGUUGUUUCCGAUACUCAUCGAAGUCUAUUACCAGCUGGAGACUUAUUCUUUCUAAGAGCCACGCAUGGCAGAGCGCAUUCAGAUGCUGGAGUAUAUUGGUGUGAAGCAACAAAUCCUUACGGAACCGCUAGAAGCAGAAAUGCUACGUUGCACGUUGCUGUACUUCGCGAAGAGUUUCGUCUAGAGCCGGUUACAACGCAAACGGCUCAGGGUGAAACUGUGAUAUUAGAAUGUUCGCCACCUAGAGGGUCUCCAGAACCUUCAGUGUAUUGGAAAAAAAAUGGACAAAUACUGCACUUUGACGGUGACACAAGAAUGCACUUAGUCGACGGUGGAAGUCUUGUUAUACAAGAUGCUAGACAAACUGAUAAUGGUAGGUAUCAGUGUAUUGCGCGUAAUGCAGCUGGUACUAGGGAAUCUACCAUAGCUACAUUAAAAAUUCACAUUAAGCCGUAUUUGAUCGCUGGGCCUGAUGAUGUAGUCGCUGAGACUGGGGGUAGCGUGACAUUCCAAUGCCGAGUGGGUGGAGACCCCCUCCCUGAUGUUCUAUGGCGACGGACAGCAGGCGGUGGAAACAUGCCCCUCGGUCGCGUGAAAGUUUUAGACGAUAGAAGUCUCCGACUAGACAAUAUCGUUUUAGGAGAUGAGGGAGAGUAUACGUGUGAAGCCGAUAAUUCAGUCGGCGCAGUGAGUGCAAGUGGUUACUUGACCGUCUACGAUCCACCAACAAUAAAUUUAAAGCCAAAUAGUGUGAUCAUUGGAAGCGGCUCAGCCGCAACGUUUACUUGCACAUCUUUUGGCACACCUGAGCCUACUAUAUUCUGGAGUAUGGAAGGCAACCGGACAAUUAUACUUCCAGGCAUGUCAAAAAGCAAUUAUCAUGCUUCGUCGGUUGUUAAUGGAGUUACAAUACUGACAAUUAAUGAUACGAAUAAGAACGAUAGUGGAAGCACGAUAGUUUGUUCCGCGGUCAACUUGGCUGGCAGUUCAUUCAUAAGAGGGAAACUAACCGUGACUUCGGACGAUGAUCGCCCUCCCCCAAUCAUAACAAAUGGUCCUUCUAACCAAACAUUACCUAUAAAAUCGAUGGCAGUUUUUCCGUGUUCAGCUAUUGGCACACCUGAACCAAUAAUUGCUUGGUAUUUUGAAGGAAAAGCGUUGAUACAAAAUUAUAGAAGGAAUGUAUCAAGUGAUGGCACACUCAUUUUAAAAGAUUUGAAUAAAGAUGAUACGGGUACAUACACGUGUGUUGCUUCUUCGCCGCAAGGAAAAUAUGUUUGGAGCGGUGUUUUGACUGUAGAUAACCCUAUAAAUCCCAAUAUACAUUUCUUUAGAGCUGCAGAUACUUCUGCAUUACCUGGGCCACCUACAAAACCACAAAUAUUUAAUAUAACAGAAACAAGUGUAACCCUUAUUUGGAAUCAAAACAAUAAAAUAGGGUCGUCUUCAAUAUUAGGAUAUCAAGUAGAAGUAUUCUCUAGGGAAACUCUUUCAGGAAACAAUACACCUAGAAAUUCUCGUGGGUGGGUAACUGUUGCUAAAAGAAUACAUCAUACACAAUAUAGUGUGAAGUCCUUAAUACCUGGUAUUACGUACAUGUUUAUUAUUAGAGCAGAAAAUUCACAUGGAUUGUCUGGACCCAGUCCUGUUUCCGAUUCGGUAAGAGUUGGAGAGGAUAAUCUAUGGCCUAAUGGAAUAUUUUCUAAUAACACUGAAUUUAGAAGUAAUAUAAUGACUGAUAAUAUAGUAGACCUCAUAGAAGCAACUCCAAUUGAUUCUAAAACUAUAAAACUCAUGUGGGAAAUAUUGAACUUCUUUUAUUUAGAAGGUCUUGUUAUAUACUUUCGAGCACUAGAUAAUAGAACUGAGGAAUAUGAAAUGAAAACUAUUUUUCAUUCUAACGAUGUUUCUGGAUAUGAAAUAACAUCUUUGCGGAAAUACACGAAAUAUGAAUUUUUCCUUAUACCAUUUUAUAGAAGGUUUGAAGGCAAACCAUCAAAUUCUAGAGUCGCGCAAACUUUAGAUGACGUACCAGAUGGACCACCUACUAAGAUAGAGAUGUUUAUAUUGAACUCUACAACAGUUCAUUUAAAGUGGUUACCUCCAGAAAUUAAUGUGCAAAAUGGAGUUAUUAUAGGUUAUAAUGUAAUUGUUAAUUGGUUAGAUAUACCUGUAAAUAAAUCUAUGAUCGCUAUAAACACAACAGUUCAACAAGCAACUAGUCUUAUAAUGACAAAUUUAACAUCAGGAGUUAGUUAUUCUGUUCAAAUUGCAGCCGAAACAUUAGUCGGUUUAGGCCCUUUUAGUCAAAAGUUAUAUUUUAACACAGAUUCUCGAUUAAUCGGAUUAGAUCCAAUAUCAAGAUACCCCAUAAAUGGAGAAGUCUCUAUAGUUGCUGGAGAUUUUGUACUUGAGUCGUGGUUUUACUUUCUUAUUGGUGCUGUAAUACUAUUUAAAAUAAUUAUGAUUGGCGGUAUUAUUUAUGUCCGGAGGCACAACAUUUUUGCAAAAAAAUCUGCUCUACCAAAUAUAUAUGAUUCCAAUGGAACAAGUUUAGUUACUCAAAUGAAUAUAAAAACUGCAGUGUCGCUAUCUCAUCCAUUAAGUAGCUGCUAUAAUAAAAACACAGUAACAAAAACAGAAUCAUUAUUAUGGAUGGAAAAUCAGCCUGGGCUGUGUAUGUCCAGUAAUCAUUCAACUCAAAAUAAGGAUAAGACAAUUACAGAAUAUACCAAAGCAUCUCAUCCACUACCUGAAUAUGCUGAAGUAUCAUCUUCAAGAGUAAACGGAAAUGAGUGGAAUACUACUAAAACCGUGAAUAGUCCUGCAGCAUACGCUUCAGUAACGCUAGUUGCUAACACCCGGCAAUGUGUCAGCUCACUGGGUUGGUUCCCUCCAGGAAGUAAAAAUAUUGAUAACUCUUAUAUGCCAGAUGAAGAGUUAUAUCCUGCUAGCAAUGGUGGAUAUUACAACAGAAACGUGUACAGUGAGAAAUACUUUCAAGGUCAUCCAAAUGUAUUGAAAUUUCACGACUUGCCUGCAUUAGAAAAGACAUCGAAAGCUCAAAUGAGAUAUAACCAGAGCUUGGAAGAAAGAAAAGGUGACAGAAAUAUUAUAAAAACAGACGUGACCCAGUCAUUAAUAGGUGGAACGUGUGGUUCGAGAAACAACUCUGAAUCUGAGACAACUUAUAGGGCAUUUGGUGAAGAAGAAUCCGAUGAAGAAAAUUACGUUGAAGGUCUGGAAUACGAUGAAUUAAAUCAACGAAUACAAAGGACUAAACAUCAAUAUGAAAGGCCCAAUUUUGACAACGAUGGCACUAGAACACUAGCUCAGUUGACGUCAUUUAGACAUGGGCAGACAGUUUUGAGUGGCGCUUCACAACUGUCGUUAGUACCUACCCACCCACCUCCGGCACCUCACCCGCGUGUUGAUUCAGUGACACGGUAG